Messenger RNA from Drosophila takahashii, 8519 nucleotides. RefSeq names its product rho guanine nucleotide exchange factor 17. Lineage: Eukaryota; Metazoa; Arthropoda; Insecta; Diptera; Drosophilidae. The record is from RefSeq and is a predicted model, not a curated record. Gene Ontology annotation, biological process: actin cytoskeleton organization. Gene Ontology annotation, molecular function: protein binding; guanyl-nucleotide exchange factor activity.
UCGGAGGUGUUCGCGGAUAAAAGCGCCAAAACGAAUCGAAAAAGCGUUAACUUCGUUCGCUCGCUAGGUGAAUCAGUUAUCAGUGGGAUUAACCACGAUCCGGGCGGGAUUCAAAUUCAAACCGAUUUAGUGCGUCGCAGUUUUCCGAGUGAUCGUUAGUCGUAACGGUAGAAAGGUGAAAAAGAUCCCAUCGAACCAAGGGCGCAGCAUAACCCACACUCCGUGGGCAAGGUCAGCGCCAUAAGAUCCAGAUCCAUACCCCGAUCGCAUUGGGAAUGAAGUAUGCGCUGCACCGGACAAAAAUAGAACGGCAGUGUGCUUUAAAUCUGAGGCACUGAACUUUACGGCGAAUACACUCGACCGAAUCGGAACUGUCAUCAGCUACAAAAGAUCCCAAAAAAAAAAAGAGAAAUGCCAGAGGCACGUCAGGGAUGCAUUACAUACGACAUGACCUCUCGAGGAAGAUAUGAAGGUCUCCCGAUGAAAACUAUAUAUGUGAGCUCUGAGAAUGGAAAGACCUGGAAGAGUGACUCAAGGACUAAGGCACUUCAACCCAUAGAAGUUGACCAGUCGGUGGUGAGGAGAAGGACCAAGAGCAGUAGCCUCAUAUCCUGCUGCUGUGCACGUCACUCCACGAGGACAGUGGACAGCGAAGCUAUCGAAGGAGAAGGGGAGGCAAUCAUUGGCGAUCAGCAGGUGCCGCACCUUGCACCACUGAAGCUAUCCAGCUCCUUGCCAACCACUCCGCAAUUGGGAAAACGGGUGGUGCGAGGACGUGGCUACAAGAAGCUCUCGUGGAAUGAGGAUCGGCCGGGCGAAACAUCAAUAUCAAUGAUCGCCCAGGGCCAGGAGGCCAGGGCCAAUCCGCCGCUCACCUAUCAGCAACUCAGCCGCAACAAUAACAACAAUACCAGCAACAUAAAUAACAACAACAACAACGAUGAGGAGGAGUACGAUCCCAUUGCCAAAUACUUUGCCAACACGCAGCAUCAAAAGCUAUCUCCUCGGAUCGCUGCGAAAAGCUCACGGAUUCUCUGCGAGAAUUGCUGUGGGGAGAGGCAGCAACAAGUUGGCAGCUCUAUGGACCGCCAAAAGCAACAGCAACAGCAGCAGCAGCAACAGCAGCAACAUCAUCAGCAGCAGCAGCAACAGCUGCCGUUUGGGGACUACGAUUCAGUGUCCGAUUUGUCGUCGUUUCGCUUUGUCUUCGAUGGGGAGGAAGUCGAUUCCACGAGGCGCGUAUUAUUCGAUGCUCAUUAUGAGGAUGCCGCUGACGAUGACGAUGACGUUGCGCGGCCGCCGGUUAUAGAAAUAGAAAAGCGGCAGCCAAAUACAUCAACAACGAAAACGGAAAAAUCAACAGAGGCGGCAGCAGCAGCAGCAACAUCAGUGGGAGACGCGUCAUCGCCAGUGUUGUCCCUGUCAUCUGAAAUCAGCGACGAGUCACCAGCAAUUUGUUGUUAUACAAUUGACAAAAAACUGUCACACCAGCAGCAGCAGCAUCUACAACCGAAGCAGCAGCAGCAACAACAUCUGCAACACUACAAUUCCUGUGCCACUGUUAGCUAUCGAAGCUAUCGCCUUCCGCCACCAGUUCCACCCAAACCGCGUGCCCAUGUGCAGUCCUCUGGAUGCGAUGAGCCAGCUUUGAAGACCAGACGUUUGGUCUGCCAUCAGCCACCUGCCAGUUUGCCUCACUAUCCGCCUAGAAUUUACCCCGCCAACAGCUGUUGCCUCCCCAAGGAUUGUCACGCGUUCGAGGGAAACUUCAGCAAUAACAUCAACUACAAUUGCCGAUUCGGGUCGAGUGGGGAUUGCCACUGGGGAUUGGUAAAGGGACCCCGAUCCCUUUGCUAUGAUCGACACGGCCGCCUGACCUUCGACUCGGAACCGGAACCGGAAGUGGUGGGUGAAAAGAGCAACGGAGUGCACAAGUCGCUCAGUGAAUCGCGUUUGCAAGUAGAAUAUUACGCAGAGCCCAAAAUUCCUUACGAUCCGUACACCGAUUUGUCGCGUGUGACCGCGAAUGUUAUAAACCCCGAAAGAAGCGAACGGGAAAGUACGUUUUCUCUGCCCCUGCAGCACAGUCGUGAGUGCAAUGCACUCGUCCCAGUGAAUCCCAUAAACCAAAUUACCAAUAAUCAAAACCAUCAAAAUCAAGUUAAGCGAAACCAUAUUCUCCUGCCCUGUCACUGCAGUUCCCAUGUGGAUGCUCCGUACGAGGUUAACAAGGAGAACGGGCACACAAUGGAGAAACGACGUAAUACCCUGGACCGCUUUCAGCGCCUCGGUUUCGGGCGUAAAUCAUCACCAGCGGCAGCCGCCGCCUCCACGUCCUCCACGCCCUCCACUUCCGGUGGUCCGGAGAAGCAGCGCAAGACGUCGGAUCGUUCGGAGCGCCUUCGCGAGCUAACAGAACUUUUGCGGGGAGGCGGCGGUGGCAGCAGUUCCCGCGCCUCCUCCACGCCCACUCCACCACCGCCGCCUCCACCACCACCAGUGCCACCACCCCGCAAGCCACGCCACUCCCAAUCCUCACAGUCCUCCCAUUUGGAACGCCAGGAUACGGGCGCCAGUCAAACCUCGGAAUCGGAGGCGGGCAGCGUUCAUCUGCGAAUGCCCAGCGAAGAGAGCACACGUCACAGUGGAGGCCUCAGCACCGCCGCCCGCAUCUUCGCCUCCCUUCGGCCAAACACGAGUCUCUCCAACCUGGAGGCCUUCAUGUUGAGCAACCGCGAGAAGUCCAAGUCCCCGCCCCCACCUGCGCAGCAGAAUCAACGACCUGCGGCCAGCAGUAGAUGCGUAGAUGCGUCGGCAUCCGCUGGCGGCAGUGGCAGUUUCGAGAGCACGGCCCACGGAGCAUCACGGCCGGAUUCACGCAGCGCGCACAAGGCGGCCCCAUUUCGAUCCGUUUCGUUCUCGCAGAUCGACUGCAAGUCCACGCUGACCGCUCUGCGGGAUCGCCUCAAGCGGGACAAGGCCAUCGAGGCGCCCAGUCCGAGUCCCACGCACUCCAGGGAGGAGGAGCACCAGCUAGUUCCACCGGAUCCCGGCUGGGUGCGAAUCCCCUUGAAGAAGACCGAACUGAGCAUCAAUCUGAAUUACGGGCAGGAGAAGUCGCUGGAUCACGACGCCAUCCAGGAGGAGGACAUCUUUAGCAACGAAUUGGCUGCCAGUGGCAGCUCCGGCAUCCUCUUCCCAGUGGCCACCGCCAGCAGUGUGAUAGCCGCCCAUGCCACCAUGGAAUCCCUGACGGACACCAUUCAGUCGGAGAGCGAUUGUCUGAUCAAGGAGGAGGUUCAACAGCCUGUGCUGGAGAUUACACCACCCACCAGCUCGUCGGUGAGUGGCAGUGCGCCCAAUUUGGCCACCCUGAUGGAGGAGCAGCUGCCGCUGGAGGCACCGCCGGAUAACUUCCUGCAAACAGCCACCACCUGCGAGAUACCAGUGCCCGUUUACGAGUGUGCCGCCCAGGAGUGGCUGGAGACCCCCGCCCAGGAAUGGGUGGAGGUGGCGCCCGAGGAGUUCGGCAUUGUGCCCGAGACCAUUCAGCCGCCCAUUCCGCAUGCAGCCUGCAAGAUCUCCCAAACGCCGUCCACCCUGACCACCGCUGUGAGGAGCGAUUUGGUGCCCACCAUUUCGGUGAGUCGAUCCUCCGAGGAGGGCGACGAGCAGCUGGCCAAGAUCGAGGACGGGCCGCAGGUGGAGGUGGCCACCACGGCCAAGAAUCCCUCGGUGGAGCAGCAGCAGCACUGCAAGCAGUACAGCCACGAUGAUCUCGACCUGACCAAUGUGGAUCUGCGGAGCUCGCUGGAGGCCAUCGCCACGCCGCGACACAGCACGGAUGAGCGACAGCGGAGGCACCUGGACAAGUCGACCAAGCGCAAGGGGAUGUACAUAGACAACGCCGACUGGCAGGCUCCCGCGGAGGCGCCACCACGUGGCCUGGCCCUGGACAUCGGUGUGGCCAAUCUGAAUGCCAUUAAGCCGGAAUCCCCGUCGGAUGUCAGCACUCCCGGCGCCUCGCAAAUGUACAUCAGCAGUCCGCAGAGUUCCUAUUCCUUCGAACUGAACACGCCCGAGCUGGAGAAGGGUUCGCCCUCGUGGGGCAGCGGAGGAUUGGGACUGGCACAGCCACGCGACAAGGCGCAGCUGCUGAGCAACUUUAGCUGCCACAGCAGCGAGGAGAAGGACGACGCCUCCAGUCGGAGCCUGAGCUUCCUGCGCACCGAUUCCACCUCGGACAACGAGUGCGACCGGGCUGCCAGGGAGCGGGAAAGGGAGCGGGAGCGGAUCACCUCCAGUCCCACGCCCAGCAGCGGCGACUACGACUACAAGCGCUUCUCGAAGCGACCGCUCAGAGGUCCCUACGGCCAGAUGCUGGAGGCCGAGAUGAAGAAGCCCAACCGGAUGCACUUCGAGGAGAUCCUCGAGGAGCUGCGCGAAACGGACAGCUUACGUAGCUCAGCUCCUGGCGGUGCAGCUAGUGGAUCGGGUGGUCCUUCGCGCAAUUUGCCGCAGUACUCGAACUCGAUGCGGGUGCGCAAAACGAGUACCUUUUUGCCGGUGCCAUCGCAUGCUCGGGCGGCUUCCACGCCCUCUCAGCUGGAGCACACCAACAAGUCCAUUUCGGCGGCCACCGCCCAGAUCUCCGUGUCCGCCAAGAACCUCAGUGAGGCGGAGUUGGAUGACCAGCUGCACCACAUGAAGCGGGCAGCCUCCGAGGCUCCGGCCCCCAAGUCGCACCACAGCAAGCGCAGUCAGUCGAUGAGCACAGAGCGUCCCAGCAUCCAUCAUCAUCACCACGGUCACAGUCACGGUCACGGUCACAGCCACAGUCAUCAUCACGGCGCCAAACGGAGUCUGGAUGCGGGAUCUGGUGAUAAGUCUGCCAAAGCAGCUCCAUUGGCUGGAGGAGCUACGGGAUCAGGAUCGGGAUCGGGUUCGGCUUCUGGAGGAGGCGGCAAGGCGGGCCUGAAGCCCACGCCCGCUCUGUUGGCCGAGCUCCUGAAGGGAUCCAGUGAGAACAUGAUCUCCGAGCAGCGAAAGAAGACGAUAGCGGACACACGCACCUAUGUUGUGCAGGAGAUCUACCGGAAUGAGCAGUCCUACGUGGAAUCCCUACAGACCGUGGUCGUCAAAUAUCUGAAGGUGCUCAAGGCCCCCGAGCAUGCCGGCAUGAUAGACACACGCACUGUGGAUGAGAUCUUCUUCAUGGUCCCCGACAUCCUCGAGAUUCACGAGAGGUUCCUGGGCGACCUGAAGAGCCGGUUGGAUGACUGGGAUGUCCAGCAGAAAGUGGGCGACGCCUUCAUGGAUACGUUUUCGAAACUAGAGGUCCUAGAGGUCUACACAUCCUUUGUGAACAACUGCAAUCGGGCCAAGAACGCCAUUCGCUCUAUGAAGCACCAGCGACCUUCGUUUUCCAAGUUCCUCGAGUCGACGGCUCGGGAGCACAAGGGCAAGCUGACCCUGGACAAUCUGCUCAUCAAGCCUGUGCAAAAGUUUCCCAACUAUGAACUGCUCUUCCAGCGAUUGAUUAAGCACACGGAUCACGAUCAUCCAGACACGAAGCAUUUGCAGGAUGUGCUGAAGCUGGUCCACGACAUUCUGGUCCACAUCAACUGCAAGGAGCGCGAGAUCAUGGAGAAUGGACAGAGGGAGGCCACGCUGCGGGAACUGGAAGGUGUCAUCGAGGGCAUCACCGAUCUUAUAGCCCCGGAAAGGCAGUUCCUGCUCUUCGACCUGGUCUCCAUGCCAUCGGGACAAGGGGCGCGCAAGGAUCGUGGCUUCUUCCUGUUCAACGAUCUGCUCGUCCUCACGAGCAUCAAGAAACGAAGCGGCACGAUUCGCAAGCCAAACAGCUCCAUUUGCCCGGGCACUGUGGCCACCACCCUGGACACCAAUAAGUACAAGUUCCUCACCAAGAUCUCGCUGGACUGCCUGGAAAUUGUCAAAUCCAAGGACGAAAACAUUAAGCGCAUCGUCAGCGAAAUCGAGACUUUGGCCGAAGACUGCAAUAAACUGCAGCAAAUCACCGACAUAGCCGUAUCCCUAAAAUACCCGCAUCAGUAUCUGGAGGACGUAAUCCGCGAGCUCCAUCGUGAUGUCCAGCGACAGCUCUCCGAGCGCCAGACAAACGACACCCAGCUGAAUAUGCUCGAACUGACAGUCAGUUCUCCAAAUGGCAACCAGAAGCUGACCGUGGUCUUCAACAAGACGGAGAAGCGCACGCAAUGGGAGGAGAGUUUCAACGAGGCCAAGCAGAAGCUGGCUGCCACCCUGGAGCGACAUCCCAUUCCCGAGUUCCUCACCUCCAUACCCAUCCGCAAGACCCGUGCUGGCCUGCAGUUCACCUGUGCGGCAGCCACGCUGAGUGACAACCGGGAUGUUUGGGUUUGCAACAGCGACGGCUACGUGGGUCAGGUGUGCAUCAUGUCGCUGCAUCCCGAGCCGAAUGUCACCAGCUGCAACGGGGUGUGCAAUGCCCGCAUCCUGUGCGUGGCCUCCGUGCCGGCCUACAGCUCGGCGGCCUCCAGUCGGAACAGCAGUGGCGAGCAGCCUGCCGGAUCCGGUGGUCAGGAGGAGAAGGACAAGCGCAACACUCCGCAGAGCUACACGCAGCAAUUGAGGGACUAUCGCAAGAGCAUCUCGCCCAGCUUCCAGAGUGCCUCCACAUCGGCGACGGCGACGCCGGAAAAGAAGAAGCUGACGCCAACGCCCACACCGGUUGCGGGCGGGGAUCCUGGUGAUGCGGCGACCACGGCGCCUGGCGGCAGUGAUACUCAGCUGGAACUGAAUCUCAGCUCCAGCGACGAUGAAACGGAGGCCGCAGCAGCCUCGCUGAAUGUCGCCGGGAGCACAGGUGCGGGAUCUGGUGCAACUCUAGCGGAACGGGUUCCCAGUCCUGCACCCUCGUAUCAUGGGCAUCAGGACUCGAAUCCCGAGGAGGGCGAGAGCAAUCAAUCAACCAUGUGGAUUGGCACUGAAGACGGCUGCAUCCACGUCUAUAAUAGCACUGACAAUAUUCGCAUUAAGAAGAACCGCAUCAAGAUCGAACACCAUUCGGCCGUCUAUUCCAUUUUGUACCUGGACAAUCGUGUGUUUGUAUCAUUAGCAAAUGGUGAUAUCUGUGUUUACCUAAGAGAUGGUGCCACCUCCUGGAAUACUUGCUCAUCGCACUGCCUGUCCAUUGGCACGGUCACCAGUCCGGUGAACAAGCUCCUGAACGUCAACGGUCGUCUUUGGUGCUCCAUCCAGGGCAUAAUCAAAGUGCUGGAUGUAGAGACUUUGACGGUCAUCAAUCAAAUACAGAUUUCAUCGGACUCGAAGCCGAUCACAAACAUGACAGUCUCAAACAAUCAUGUGUGGAUAUCCAUACAGAACUCAGCGCACAUUAAGUGUUUCCAUUCCAAUACCCACCAACUGGUUACCGAAGUGAAUCUCGCCCCCGCCGUAAACAAGAUGCUCUCGAAUUGCGAUGAGAUCAUCCGACAGCACAAGGCCGCCUGUCUGCGGGUAACAUCGCUGCUGUGCUGCAAGGAUCUCAUCUGGAUCGGAACCAGUGCGGGCGUUUUGCUCACCAUCCCGGCGCAGGGUUACGAAAAGGGUGCCAUUAACAUUGUGCCGACAGGCAUUCCCCAUGGCCACACCGGUCACGUCAGAUUCCUAACGUUUGUGGAAACUACGGGCUUGGAGGGAGCUGCAUCCGGUGGAGGCGGAAGCGGAGGUCGGGAUGCAGGCGGCUCCACCAGCGAUGAGUACUCCAAACAGGGAUCCAUCAAGCACUCCAAGUCCAAGUCGGAGACGAACAACACACUGAUCAUUUCCGGCGGCGAUGGCUACGAGGACUUCCGCAACUCCGGCGCCAACUCGCUGAGCGAGAUCGCCGGACGCGAGGACAGCACCAACCAUCUAUUGAUAUGGCAAAUUUGAAGCAGAAGGCGUAAAAACCGCUGGAGGCUCCUGCUCUCACGCUGGAAGAACAACAACUGAGAUCGCCUCAGUGGUUGUCCGAGGCCAGCGCUCGAGUGGAGAGCCCGGCGGUUUUUAUGGGCCGAGCAUUAAUCGAGAUCCCGACAAGCGGAGAUCUGCAGCAGCUGCUAAGCUGGAAAUUAGUAGGAUUAGCUGACGGACUUAACGGACUGAAGGGACAAGCUGAUGACGGAUGUACAGAUGAAUAUUGAUUGCUCGCAGAAUAUUUAACGUUCGACUGGCCACCCAAGGCAGUGCCAAAAACAGAAAACAAAUCACACAUACGACUCCUGCGCCAAAACGCGAUUUGGAAAGCACUUUCGAUGUACAGACAGAUCGCACCGCUGGAGAGGAAGAAGGAGAGCUACUCGAUUCCACGGCAAAGUACGAUAGAUAUUUUUGUAUUGCUUAGCAGGCAGACUAAUUGUAAAUGUAAACCCCAUUCAAGUGUUAAAAGUUCGAGUCUAGGUUUGUUUUCAAUUGAAUACAGAUACAGGUCUAAGUCUAAACGUAAAUCAUACAGUUUGUGUACGAGUUUAAUCCAU